Zasmidium cellare ATCC 36951 is the source of this 603-nucleotide messenger RNA. RefSeq lists its product as uncharacterized. Gene Ontology annotation, biological process: regulation of DNA-templated transcription. The transcript is spliced from 2 exons. Lineage: Eukaryota; Fungi; Ascomycota; Dothideomycetes; Mycosphaerellales; Mycosphaerellaceae. The record is from RefSeq and is a predicted model, not a curated record. Bases 1 to 603 code for a protein of 200 amino acids. Gene Ontology annotation, molecular function: DNA-binding transcription factor activity.
AUGUCUCCCUCCCCAAGACCACGAGAAGAUGAAUUCAAUCCUUACCACUACGAGCGUACCGACAGCCAAAGAAGCUGGAGUUCGUCGAAUCGAUCCAACGCUACUUCACCGUUCGAGGCAUCAUCCAACGACAUGUUCGCUUUCUUGACACCAAGCUGGGACAUGCCCUGCAUGCACGAUGAGCGGACGAUGUCGUUCGAGGAAGCCACCGCCGCCUUGAAGCAGCACAAGGACUCCACCCGUAAAGCUCAGAAUAGAUCUGCCCAACGAGCAUAUCGAGAACGACAGCAAUCACGGCUGAAAGAAAUGCAAGCUACGAUUGAGGAUCUCUCAUCUGACAGAAACAAGCUGAGGAGUCAGAUUAAGGACCUGGAAAGCAACUUGAACCGCGUGAAAGUGGAUGCUACAAUUAGGGAUAUCAAGCUCAAGCGAAGAAGGACUUUACCUGACCACGUCCCGAAGAGAAUGCCGGAGGUUCCGCCGACCCUGGAGAAGGAAGAUAGUGUAGGGUGGAUGCUAAAGCAUAUAUAUGGGUUGGAGGAGGCGGAGGAUGAUCUCUUUGCGGUGUUUGAGGUGAAUGGCCGAGGUGCCCAGCCAUCAUGA